Messenger RNA from Quercus lobata, 1832 nucleotides. RefSeq names its product Acyl-CoA N-acyltransferases (NAT) superfamily protein. Gene Ontology annotation, molecular function: acyltransferase activity, transferring groups other than amino-acyl groups. Bases 187 to 1344 code for a protein of 385 amino acids. NCBI's taxonomy places the organism in Eukaryota, Viridiplantae, Streptophyta, Magnoliopsida, Fagales, Fagaceae. The transcript is spliced from 2 exons. The record is from RefSeq and is a predicted model, not a curated record.
ACUAUAUAUCAAUAUAGUCGCAUUUUCUUUUAUAGGCCUCCGAGCUCUCUCAUUCUUAUCUUUAUACAAUACAAAAACCACCCUCUUUCUGUUGCAUGCUAUAUAUAUAUAUAUAUGUAUCUAUAUAAAUAUAUAUACAUCUUUGGUGCGUGCUUAUGAGUGUAUGUGAAAGUGUAUUGGAUUAGAAUGGGAUUUGAGCAGCUUAUAAUUCGAAGCUAUGAAGGGCAAUCCGAUAGAACUCAAGUGGAAGAUCUGGAGCGAAGAUGCGAGGUAGGGCCAGGAGAACGCGUUUUUCUCUUCACGGAUACUAUGGGUGACCCCAUAUGUAGAAUUCGAAACAGUCCGAUGUAUAAGAUGCUGGUGGCUGAGUUAGACAAGGAACUUGUUGGUGUCAUUCAAGGCUCUAUAAAGGUUGUCAGAGUUCAUAUGCAUCCUAAGGACCUAGCCAGGGUGGGCUAUAUCCUAGGCCUAAGGGUUGCACCUCUUCAUCGAAGAAAAGGGAUUGGGUCCAGUCUAGUGCGUCGGCUAGAGGAGUGGUUCAUUGCCAACGAUGUUGACUAUGCUUACAUGGCCACCGAGAAAGAUAACGAGGCCUCAGUGAAGCUCUUUGUGAACAAGUUCGGCUACAUCAGGUUCAGAACUCCGGCUAUACUAGUUAACCCAGUUAACAUCAAUCGCUCUUUUCAUAUUUCAUCCAACGUUCAGAUAGUAAAGCUGAAGAGAGAACAAGCCGAAUUCCUCUAUCGAAAAUUCAUGUCUUCCAUAGAGUUUUUUCCCCAUGACAUAGACAACAUACUAGAGAAUCAUCUAAGCUUGGGAACAUGGGUGGCUUUUCCUAGAGGUGAGUCAUUUGGAUCAGAUGGGGGGCAAGUUCCGAGUAGUUGGGCCAUGCUAAGUGUAUGGAACAGUGGGGAGCUAUUCAAGCUAAGGCUAGGGAAAGCACCUCUAUCUUGCCUAAUAUACACGAAAAGCUCAAGAUUGAUAGAUAAAUAUUUCCCAUGCUUGAAACUCCCUUCCCUACCAGAUUUUUUCCAUCCAUUUGGAUUCUAUUUCAUGUAUGGGGUGCACCAGGAGGGCCCAUUGUCGGGAAAGCUAGUGAGGAGUUUGUGCCAAUUUGUCCACAACAUGGCUAAAAAUAAGUCUAAGGACUGUAAAGUUAUUGUAACAGAAGUUGGGGGUAAGGACACGCUGCUGAGACAUCACAUCCCACACUGGAAAUUGCUCUCGUGCCCAGAAGAUUUGUGGUGUAUUAAGGCCUUGAAAAGGGAAGAGAGAAACAGCCUCCAAGAAUUGACAAAAACCCCACCAACACGAGCUCUUUUUGUAGACCCCAGAGAGGUAUGAACCAAAAAUAUCUUGGACCUCUCUUUGUCUGAGAACCAAGCCCCACCUCAUGUAUUGUUUGUUAAGUCCAUCCAUCUCUCCUGGUGGGGACUUUUCUCUUGUUCCUUUCACAUCGGUGACACAAGAUCUCUAAAGAUUUCCUUAAACAGAUGACACCUUGGUUAUCCUUGUUCACAACUAGAUUUUUCGCCUCAUGAUUCAGACUAUUCAAUAAAGCCCAGUGGUCCUAAUUUUGUCCUAUCCCCACAGGUAAAAAGUUUUAGCUGGACCCUCAACUCCUUUGUCCACUCCCAUCGAGACGAACUCCCCUAACAUGCCAUAACAGCAGAUUGACAACUGAGAAAUCUGUUCAGAUGAAACAAAGGAAACAUGAUAUAUGUAUGAAUUGAGUACACGUCUCUAUAUAUAUAGGGGAAUUAGACCACUUAAUUAAUGUAUUCCAACAAAAAAGCUUAGUUCUACUACUUGGAACUUUGUCAUCUUUCCCU